CAAGAAUAUCUGACAAAUCAGGGGACUGUGGUAAAGCCCUAUAGCUGGCAGAGGCAGAGCCACACCUGCACUAAGUGUCCCUACCACAUACGGACUGGGGAAGAAGCGAGAGUCCCUUACGCGGAAUCUGACAGGGUCUUUGGCUUCCCAUACAGAUCAACAGCAACUCUCCAAAACAAACACCUUCUCUUCUACGAACUGAGGAGUUUCUCAGGCAGAGUAGUCCAAAAAGGCCACGCUACAAACUGUACUGACCAAGGCAAGCAUCCAGAAUCUAUGCUCUUUGAGGUGGGCGGGUAUCUGGAUGCACUGACAGAUGCCCAUGGAAACAUCGGAUGCGUCAUCCUCUAUUCAAAUUACUCUCCCUGUAACGAGGCUUACCACUGCUGCCUAAGUAAAAUCUACAACUUCUUGCAGAAGUAUCCAGAAAUCACGCUCGCAGUAUUUCUCUCAGCUUUAUCACACAGGGUGGGUGGUUUCCCCACCGCCGCGGGGAACCGCGACGCUUUGCGCAGCCUCUCCAGCCGGUGGCCUGGGGCGGCUCUGCAGAGACUGCCUGCGGGGGCACGGCGUUACCUCCUCUGCGAUUUUGUGUGUGGCACCCCAGGGACAAGCCUUUGUCAGCCAGCUCCACUGCUGAGAACCUUAGCAGAUCGACAAAAUCCGCGUCCAAUGCCCAGCUUAACGGGAACAGACCGUAUUUUAGGAAAGCCUCUCCACCAGCGACGCAGGGAAGCCCUGCUGUGCCGCAGAACUUAA
Messenger RNA from Tyto alba (common barn owl), 759 nucleotides. RefSeq names its product putative C->U-editing enzyme APOBEC-4. NCBI's taxonomy places the organism in Eukaryota, Metazoa, Chordata, Aves, Strigiformes, Tytonidae. The record is from RefSeq and is a predicted model, not a curated record.